UUUUGUAAAUGGAUGACUAUUUUGGGGCGAAUAUUUAUAGUGGCAUGCGUGAGGAAGGGAGUAAGAAAGAAGACCAUAACGACUCCUAAAAGUCUAAAAAGCUUCAAAGUCAAAACAGAAGCAAUGUUGGAAAACUCAUUGUUGUUGCUUCCUCGUUUAUUCUUUAGCUUCUCCAUCCCACAGAACUAUUUGUUUUGCCAAAAUGAGCACAACACCCGGACAUUUGUCUCCAAAAUUUAUUCCUGCUGAAAAGAGUGAAAUUACUUCAGUAAGUAAAUUAGAUGGUUUUAAGUUCAGUUUUGUAUCAUAUAACAUUUUGUCGCAGGCAUUUGUAAAGGGUGCUGCUCUGUUUCCACAUUCCCCAGGGCCUUGUCUCAAGUGGAAAGCCCGUUCACAGGCAAUCCUGACAGUUCUCAAGAGCUUCAAGGCCGAUUUCCUUUGCUUACAGGAAAUGGAUGAAUAUGAUAGCUUCUAUAAAAGUAAUAUAGAGAGUGGUGGCUAUUCAAGUAUCUACGUCCAAAGAAGUGGGAAGAAGCAUGACGGAUGUGGGAUCUUUUAUAAGCAGGAUAGUGCAGAGUUGGUCAUUGAAGAAAAGAUAGACUACAAUGAUCUUGUACCCUCAAUUCAAGAUGAUACCGCUUCUGUGGAUAAAGAGGAGAAUUUACCUGCUGAUGGAAAGAAAAAAUUAGCGUCAAAAUGUGUGUUGGCAGCAGAGCCAGAUCCGGGAUUUCAAGAGGAUGGAUGCGCUAUUACAAAGAGGUGGAUUCAACAAUUACAUUCAGAUGUCAAUUUGCAAAACAGUCGAGCAGAUCGUGGAGACCUAAAUGAUCCUCGUGUUAGAUUAAAACGUGACUGUGUGGGUGUAAUGGCUGCCUUCAGGCUGAAGGAUCCUUGUCAUUUUAUCAUUGUCACCAACACGCACAUUUGCUGGGAUCCGGAAUUGACCGAUGUCAAACUUGUGCAAGCUAAAUACUUGCUUUCACGCUUAGCUCAAUUCAAGUUACAAGUAUCUGACAAAUUUAAUUGCUCGCCUUCUGUGGUUGUUGCUGGUGAUUUCAACUCCCUUCCUGGGGAUCAGGUAUAUCAGUACCUUAUUUCAGGUUCCUCAGUAAUGGGAACUUUGCCAGAGAGCUCAGAUGAUGUGCCCAUUCCAUUGUGCAGUGUAUAUGCAAGUACCAGAGGAGAACCACACUUCACUAACUGCACUCCUGUAUUUACUGGAACAAUAGAUUACAUAUUAUUUUCUCCUUCAGGGGAUAUCAAACCAGUCAGCUAUCUCGAACUUCCAGAGCCCGGAGCGUCAGAUGUACAAGGUGGCCUACCAAAUUACUAUCAUCCUAGUGAUCAUCUCCCAAUUGGUGCUGAAUUUGAAAUAGUUCAAUAGUUUCGUGGUUUACCAUCUCCUAUAGCGGUUGUACUUAUUUUAUGGAUCGUGAGGUCAUUUUUCUUAACAGAGUCAAUCAAAUUGUUUGGUUGAUGUCAUGAUGUGAAUUUCACUGUCAUACUGGGAAUAUAAUCAUGCUUUCACUUUCAAGCCA
Molecule: messenger RNA, 1538 nt
Organism: Lycium ferocissimum
Lineage: Eukaryota; Viridiplantae; Streptophyta; Magnoliopsida; Solanales; Solanaceae
Product: carbon catabolite repressor protein 4 homolog 4-like
Exons: 11
Coding region: 203-1384 (393 amino acids)
Molecular function (GO): poly(A)-specific ribonuclease activity
Source: RefSeq, a predicted model, not a curated record